Messenger RNA from Musa acuminata AAA Group (dessert banana), 4191 nucleotides. Its product is annotated as trihelix transcription factor GT-3b-like. NCBI's taxonomy places the organism in Eukaryota, Viridiplantae, Streptophyta, Magnoliopsida, Zingiberales, Musaceae. The record is from RefSeq and is a predicted model, not a curated record. The transcript has 2 exons. Bases 162 to 941 code for a protein of 259 amino acids.
CACACCCCUCCCCUCGCCAUCGCCCACAAGAUCUUCUCCCUCUUCCCUUCUCUUUCAAGAUCGAUGCGUUGAAACUGUUGACUCUCAGAAGUUGGCAGUUCACACAUUCUUUCCUCCCUUCCUUCUUCUCGAUCUGUCUCUUUUGCCUCGCUCUUCACUCCAUGGAUCUCCACCGUCAGCGCCUUAACCCUUACGCCCAAGUAAACCCUCCGCCAGAGAGCGUCGAGCGGUUCCCCCAGUGGACCCACGACGAGACCAGGGAGUUAUUGGCCAUCCGUGCCCAGCUCGACCGGAGCUUCACGGAGACCAAGCGCAACAAGCCCCUGUGGGAAGCCACCUCCUCCAUGCUCCAGCAGAAGGGCUUCUUUCGGACCCCCGACCAGUGCAAGUCCAAGUGGAAGAACCUCGUCACCCGUUUCAAGGGAAUUGAGUCGGCGGAGGGAGAGAUCGGUAAGCAGUUCCCUUUCUAUGAGGAGAUGAGGAGGAUAUUCGCGGACAGGAUGGAGAGGCUGCUUGUGUUCGAGAAGGACAAGGGGAAGGGGGUGCAAGUCCGAGUCAAGGAGUGGGAGGAGGAAGCGGAGGAGGAGGAAGAGGAGGAGGAGGAGGAGGGGAAGGCGGAGGAAAGUAAGAAGAGGAGGAAGGUGACUAGGAAGAAGAACCACGAGGAGGAGGUGAAGGAUGCCCUGAGGGAGUUCAUGCGGCGGCAGUUGGAGAUGGAGGCUCGGUGGGCUGAUGCAGCGGAGGCGAGGGAGGCGGAGAGGCGAGCUAGGGAGGAGGAGUGGCGGAGGGUGAUGGAGAGCUUGCAGGAGGAGAGGAUGGAGAUGGAGAAGCGGUGGAGGGAGCGGGAGGAGGAGCGGCGAGCCAGGGAGGAGGCCCGCGCGGAGAGGCGGCACGCCCUCGUCAUGGCGCUUCUCGAUAAGCUGGCCCAGAAGUAUCUCUAGCGUUGCAGCAGCAGUGACAGAUGUUACCUGGUAAUGUAGGGCUUCUCUCUGUGUGGCAGAGUGGAAGAUGGAUGAACUGAGAAACCAAAGGUAAGUUCUCUGAUCUUUCUCCUUCUUCGAGCAUCCAAAGGCUGGAGAUUGCACAGAAAUAUAAAGCAGCCAAAGGCUUGAGUAGCUUUUGUAGAUGCUUUGCUUACCACCAAGGAUUAGUAUCAGUAGCACCUGCUAAAGUAACAGAAGCAUGCAAAUGCUUCUUCUGGCUUCUUCCACUUUGCCAUUUACUUUUCAGACUCUCACUUGCUUCAUCACCAAUAUAACUCCACCCUUUUUCUCUCAUUGCUUGUUUAUGCUAAUGCCAUGCCAAAGCUUAGAAGAGGAUGAGAAGAAAAGAAAGGAGGAGAAAAGUGAUACCUCUAAGCCUACCGCAUCACUCACUUCCCCAACACAGGAUAUCUUGCAUUUCUCAUGGAGUUGCUUAUAGUGUCAAAGAGCUAUACAAGUUCUUUUAUGCAUUACAUUAUCUUUCCUCUUUUUCAUAGUUGUCUUAAUAUUUGUAGUUACAUAUCAUGCACCCAAAAGAAAAUGUCAAGCUAAUAGGGGAGCUCAAUGAAGUAUCUAAGCUUGAGCAGAUCUACAAAAUUAAGCUACCAAGAGAUGCAGUUAGAGGCAUUCCUCAUAUUAAGGAUCUUAAGGUGGAUAAUAUAGGCAUGCCAUUUGAUUAGGUCCAAAAGACUUCCUUAGUUAUUUGGAUAAUAGAGAGGUUAGUGUGGAUGAUCUUUUCUAUGCUCUCGCUUCUUUGGUUGUCUAUCCACCAUCUUUGCAAGGAAAAUUAUGUUCAACCACCAUCGAGUUUCUGCUGACUUGUGUUCGAUGUUGUGUUCUCAUUGUUCUUUUCUUUGAGACAGUGAUAGAUGUAAACUUUGACCUAUAAUCUUCUCUUCAAUAGAUAGAUAGAGACGAUAGUAUAUAAGAAAUAUUUGCUUUCAUAAACGAUUAAAGGUCGUUUCAGAUGAAAACAAAUUGACAAAAAUGUCAACAACUAUAAUUAGUGACAUGAGAAAGAGAUUGAGAAAGAUUAAAUGAAUAAAGAUAAUAAUAAAAAAAAUAGUCAAUCACGAGAUAAAAUUGUGUUGGGGUGCAUAAAUGGCUUUGACAUAUAAUCUAGCUUUGCAAGCUGAAGCUAAGGAGAUUUAUAGCUCCUGUAGUAAACUUAUGUAGGUAAAGCACAUGAAAAGAAUGGAUCAAAAGGGCAUUCUAGAAUGACAGAGAAAAAUAUAAAUAUUACUUAGGCAGAAGAACAAAGCUGAGUCUGUUAGAAUUCUGGAAUCUUUCGUCAUUAGCGAAGAACGGGUUGUUUGAUUUUUUUCUAUGUUGUGGCAGCAUGCAUGCAAAAAAUUUCUUGAGGAAAUAUUUAUGUUUCAAAAGCUUUUUUUUUCCUGAGAAAAGGGAAAUUUUUUUCAUAUUGGUGCAUCUCAUGUUCUGAAUUCCAAUGUACUUGAUGUUAAGCAAAAGAGUUAAGAGAGAAUUAUUAUGCUAUUUCAUGAGGAUUUCAGCAAUUUGGUUUGAUAAAAGAGUUCCUUCAUGUAAUUAUACAUCAGUAAUAUUCAGUUGAAGUUUCAAUAGGGGAUGACUCUGCAAAACAGAGACUUCAAUGAAAGAUCAAACUGAUCAAAUAACUUAGUUUCAUAUUGUAUGCAAUUGUUUGGUUGUGGAGGGUACAAGCAAGAGAGAAAAACACCAAAAUAAUUUCUCUGUAGAAUAGUAAUCAGAACUGAACUUUCAUCAACCAAGUUUAGGUCAAUUCACAGAGUCUAGGUCAAUGUCGACAUUGAAAAGUAUUAAGCAGUGACUGCACAUUGAUUUAGAAUAGUUCAACUGGAUUUAUUCUACAUUAAAGGAGUAUAUACUGUAGAUUUAAGCUUACGUUCUAUUUGACUGAUUCAUUAUGGAAAGAAUGAUGUAACAAGUCCCUGCUGUUCUGUAAUGGUGUUUUCUAGAUUCAUGGAAGGACCUUUAGGUUUCCCACUGUCUCAUUGACAUUGAUUUGGUAAAGGAAUUCAGAGAUGGAAUGUGUAGAACUGGAGCUACAAGAAUUAACACAAAGAACAUGAUUUGGUGGCUAUAUGGACUGCCUAAACUUGCCUUGAAGUGUUGAUUUCAAUGGUUUCAUCAUCUCUGUCAAUGUAGUUAAUGGAAACAAUGAUUUCAAGAGCAAGGGAAGGCUCAUGGUCAACAAUUAGAGUUUAGACAAUCAUGCCUUCUGUGUUGAGGUCAUUAUACUGUCACCUGCUCAACAGAAGCCACCAGCACAUCUCAGGAUUAGCAAAUUGACCAAAUGUGUCUGUACACUGGUGAACAGUUUUGACUCAGAAAACCAAAGCAUGGUAAAAGAUGUUUUGGGAAUCAUUCAUAAUGAUCUCAACCUCAUUCAUUAUGAUAGAUUUUGAGAACUAAAUAUAAUAUUAUACUUUUAUGUGUAGAAAGUUUACUAGCCAUUUAUUUUAGAGCUCACAACAAAUGGGCUCUGCUUUUUUCCCCCUUUAAUGAAUUGAUCUGCGCAACAUUUCAACUAUUUUAGAACAAAACAGAAGAAGAAAAAAUGUUUUGAUUUGACCAUCUUGAUCAUUGUUAGAUUCAGAGGAGUUUGGCUUGCUUCAUCGAAAACAUUGCAACCAAUUUGCCUAAUUUCUAGUGCUCCAAACAUGGUACUCUUUAAUGAACUUUGUCACUUUGCAGGCUUAAUGUACUCAGCACAGUAGAAGCUUGAAUCCUCAGGCAGCAUGAUGAGGUAUUUGAAGGAUUGAAGUCCUCCUCCUUUCCACAAAUUAAUCUGAAAGAUUCAAGAGCCAGAGUCAUUCUGCAGCAACAGAAGGAACCCAAUUGGCCUUUUGACACUUUUGAGGAUGAUUUGGCUGACAAUUAUGAUGCAGUGCAGGAUACUGAAUUCAAGAUUGCAUAUUCUGGCUGGAUUUCAAAGUGCCCACAGACUAGAAAAAAAGGCUGGAGUUUUGUUCAGCCGCAUAAGCCAUUCAAUGAUUUUAUUCAGGAUUGUGGAUCCCAAAGGACAGAACCUGUUCUUUGCAAUCUUCAAGUACUUCUUUUGAGGAACCUUAAAUAAUGCAUGCUUCAGGUGUCAGAUCACAUGCUGCACAUUGUGUAUGAAAGCAUCAUUAAACUCAUCUAUGGAAGACAAUUGAGGAAUACAUCUUCAGAACAGAAAACAAGAACAAUAAGUUGGGUUGUUCGACCA